This is a messenger RNA of Dendrobium catenatum, 471 nucleotides long. RefSeq names its product sugar transporter ERD6-like 8. The transcript is spliced from 2 exons. The record is from RefSeq and is a predicted model, not a curated record. Lineage: Eukaryota; Viridiplantae; Streptophyta; Magnoliopsida; Asparagales; Orchidaceae. Bases 158 to 445 code for a protein of 95 amino acids.
UUUCUUUUUUAAAAAUUCCAAUUUCAGCAUUGACCAGCUGCCACACUCUCUUUCAAUCACUUCGAUUUCUUGGCAAGAAGUUCCAUUCCCCUCUCGUCUUUUGCUCUCUCAUUCACGAUCUCCCAUAGAGAGAUUGAGAGAGCGAGGAGACUGAAAAAUGGCUAUUGACAAAGACAUAGAGGAUUGGAUGGGAAGCGAGCAAAAUGGCUCAGUGGAGCUUCUCAUCGAGCAUGGAGAUUUGAAAAGCAGCAAAAGAUCCAUAUGGAUGAUUCUUUUCAGCACAAUCGUUGUCGUCUGUGGCUCAUUUAUAUUUGGAUCCUGUGUUGGCUUUUCUGCGCCAUCUCAGUCUGGAAUCAUGAAUGAUAUGGGCCUUUCCUUGUCUGAGGUUUGUCUAACUCUCUUUCUUGUUCUUGAGUUAUACCUAAUAAGUAAUGUUAAACUAUGAGUGCAAAACUAUGAUCUUUGAUAUAU